Aspergillus ibericus CBS 121593 is the source of this 3080-nucleotide messenger RNA. Its product is annotated as non-ribosomal peptide synthetase. Gene Ontology annotation, molecular function: CoA-ligase activity. Lineage: Eukaryota; Fungi; Ascomycota; Eurotiomycetes; Eurotiales; Aspergillaceae. The transcript is spliced from 6 exons. Gene Ontology annotation, biological process: biosynthetic process; secondary metabolic process. The record is from RefSeq and is a predicted model, not a curated record. Bases 160 to 2937 code for a protein of 925 amino acids.
GCUUGUGGAGCAUAUUUUUGCGAAGAUGCGAGCAAUAUCCGGCAUUUUAUAAGAACUAUGGCAUCCUGCUGAGUCCCGCCAUCUGUGUCUCGAAUAUAGGCAUAGUCGCGAUAAGAGCCAAAGUUCAUUUCAGUCCCCUUGGUCUUUUCAUCGCCCCCAAUGGCGCCUGGAAUUUUGACCUUUGUGGAGCGGGCAGCGGAGUAUUCGCCAACCAAAGGGUUCGUCUUCUAUAGUGUAGGCAGUGACAAGCCCGAGACGAUCCUAUAUCCAGACUUUUGGCGCCUCGUCAAGCGCAAUGCUCAAACUCUUGUCGAACGCAAGAUCGCUGAGACUGACCGGAUCAUUCUCGUCCAUUUUGACUCUCACAAGGAGAACAUUAUUUGGUUUUGGUCUGUCAUCGCAGCGGGAUCCGUUCCAGCUGUGUCUACUCCUCUUGCGGUAGACCCCGUGGCCAGAGAACGCCAUCUAAACCAUAUCCAAAGACUCCUAGAAUACCCCAAUGUCCUCACCAGUAAAAAGCAUGCAGGUGACCUGAGUCUCAUUGAUGAUUCUCAGAUGUUCUAUAUUGAGGACCUUUCCUCAAGUGAACAGCAAAAUGUAUGUUACAAGCCAGCAGAUCGCUCGACCGACCUCGCACUGCUGCUCCUCACCUCUGGCAGUACGGGUAAUGCCAAAGCCGUGAUGUUGCACCACUCGCAAAUAUUUUCCGCAAUUGAGGCCAAAUGGAAAGCGCUUUCGAGCACGUCUGAGAAUAUCUUUUUGAACUGGAUCGGUUUCGACCAUGUCGCGUGUCUGAUGGAAAUGCACAUGCAUGCGUUAUCCAGAGGCGCUCAUCAAAUUCAUAUGCCUGCCGUGACGGUCCUGGAGAACCCUCUACUUUAUCUCGAGAAGCUGGCAGAGUACUCGGUCACCAACGCCUUCGCUCCCAAUUUUCUCGUGUCCCUUGUUGGAAAAGCUAUCGAAACCCGACAAGAGCAGGAUCCUCGCCCACUGGAUCUGGACCUGAGUCGUCUGCGCAUUGUGCUGUCUGGAGGUGAGGCCAAUCUCGCAUCGACGAGUAUCUUGUUCAAUCGUAAACUGGUCGAGAUGGGAGCGGCCAAGAAUGUGCUCCAUCCAUCUUUCGGUAUGACCGAGACCUGCGCUGGAAUCCACUACCACUACAGCUUCCCCGAGCUCGAACAGAAGGCUAAACUGCAAUUCUGCUCCGUUGGACAAGCAACACCCACUCUGCAGAUGCGGGUCACCGAUGAGCAUGGGGAAGCUGUGAGAAGCGGUGAGAACGGAAACCUGGAGUUGCAUGGCCCGAUGGUCUUCAAAGGCUAUUACAACGACGACAAAAAUACCAGAGCCGCCUUUACUGAGGACGGUUGGUUCAGGACUGGCGAUACUGGGUACAUCGACAACCGUGAUAACCUGGUGCUGUCCGGGCGGUCCAAGGACAGUAUCAUUAUUAACGGAAUUAACUUCUAUUCCCACGAGCUAGAGAAUGCCAUCGACGCAUCCGGACUUGAUGGGCUUGUCCCCUCGUACACAGUUGUGGUCUCAUCCUGGCUUGAGAAUGCAGAUAGUGAGGAUGUCAUUGUCCUCUACCUCUCAAGCCAGAAGGGGACUGAAGAUGACAGAACUUUCCUCGAGACGGUCAAUUCAAUCUCUAGGGUCACCGCCCUUUAUUGUUCCAAGCAGCCGGUGGAUAUUAUCCCACUUCCGGUAGAGCUACUGCCUAAAAACUCCCUGGGCAAGCUCCCUCGCACAAAGCUGAAGCAGCAGUAUGAGGAUGGUCGUUUCGACUCUUACAGAGACCUUGCCGCCCAAAGAGCUUCCUCAUACCGUGCGCGAUCUAAGCGGGCCCCGCAGAACAGCAUGGAAGAAACGCUUGCUGGGAUUUUUGCGGACGAAUUCGGCCUUGAUGUGUCUGAAGUCGGUGUUGAUGACAGUCUUUAUGAUAUGGGAGUGAACAGCGUCCGACUGAUUCGAUACAAGAGGAUAGUGGAGACUCGCCUUGGUUUGACAGAGGAAAUCCCAAUGAUCACGAUCCUGCAGAACCCAACAAUCGAAGCAUUGGCUGUCAUGCUCCAGAAUGCUCAAAGGGGUCCCAAGGCGUAUAACCCUGUGGUUGAACUGCAGAGCGGCCCUUCAAAAUCUCCCCCGAUCUUCUUCUUCCAUCCCGGAAUGGGAGAGGUUCUCGUGUUCCUCAACUUCAGCAAGUAUUUUGCUGACCGCAAAGUAUAUGCUCUUCGCUCCCCGGGAUUCAACCCAGGCGAGAAGAUGUUCACAUCUGUGGACGAGAUGACGGACACCUAUCUCAAGUCCAUCCGGGAGCUUCAACCGGAAGGGCCAUAUAUUUUUAUCGGCUAUUCUUAUGGAGCCAUGAUAGCAUUUGAAACGGCCAAGAAGGUCGAGGCUGCUGGCGAUAAGGUCGGAUUCCUCGGCAGCCUGAACCUUCCGCCGCAUAUCAAGAAGCAUAUUCGGGAAAUGGACUAUGUUGAGUCGCUGCUCCACCUGGUCUACUUCCUCGGGUUCAUCACGGAGGAGGAUGCCCACCUCAUGUCCCCUGACAUGCACAAGCUUCCCCAGAAUGAGGUUCUCCCAGCCAUCAUGAAAGUCUCGGAUAAGGAGCGUGUUGAUGAACUGGGUAUGGACGAGGGAAAAAUUCGUGACUGGGCGAUGUUGUCAUCCAAGCUCCAAGAGCUAGCCCACACAUACGACCCUUCUGGAACCGUGCAGUCGAUGGAUGUCUUCUAUGCCAUCCCAUUGAUUUCCGUUGGCAGGGACAAGGAUGUCUGGCUCAAGCAGCACCUGAUGAGGUGGAAAGAACAUGUCAAGUCAGUCAAGUUCCAUGAUGUCCCUGGGUCCCAUCACACGAUGAUGGCGGAAGAGAAUGUCUUCGCGUUGCACAAGAUUCUCCGGGCGGCUUUGAACGAGAGGGGAAUGCUCUAAGGAAAUGUCGGGUGAGGUUUUCCAGUUGCUUGAGUGAAGACGCGAAUGGUGGGUGUAGUUAAUGUUCGGCGAGACCGAUAAAUGCUAAGUUCACUUGUAAUGUACUUAAUAAGGUUCAGCACCUAAUCUAUAUCAGACAUGAC